Molecule: messenger RNA, 906 nt
Organism: Ochotona princeps (American pika)
Lineage: Eukaryota; Metazoa; Chordata; Mammalia; Lagomorpha; Ochotonidae
Gene: DPH5
Product: diphthamide biosynthesis 5
Exons: 8
Coding region: 23-886 (287 amino acids)
Biological process (GO): protein histidyl modification to diphthamide
Molecular function (GO): diphthine synthase activity
Source: RefSeq, a predicted model, not a curated record
UCCGCGGUUUUUGGAGUUCGAAAUGCUUUACCUGAUUGGCUUGGGCCUGGGAGAUGCCAAGGACAUUACAGUGAAAGGUCUGGAAGCUGUGAGACGCUGCAGCCGAGUGUAUCUGGAAGGCUACACUUCAGUACUGACUGUAGGGAAGGAAGCCCUGGAGGAGUUUUAUGGAAGAAAAUUGAUUGUUGCUGAUAGAGAAGAGGUGGAACAAGAAGCUGAUAGAAUUUUAGAAGAUGCUAAUAUCAGUGAUGUUGCAUUUCUUGUAGUUGGUGAUCCAUUUGGGGCUACCACACAUAGUGAUCUUGUUCUAAGGGCAACAAAGCUGGGAAUCCCCUAUCGAAUUAUCCACAAUGCUUCCAUAAUGAAUGCUGUUGGCUGCUGUGGUUUACAGUUGUAUAAUUUUGGGGAGACAGUAUCUAUUGUUUUUUGGACAGAUACUUGGAGACCUGAAAGCUUCUAUGACAAAGUGAAGAAGAACAGAGAAAAUGGCAUGCACACAUUAUGCUUACUAGACAUCAAAGUAAAGGAGCAGUCUUUGGAAAAUCUGAUCAAGGGAAGGAAGAUCUAUGAACCACCUCGGUACAUGAGUGUAAACCAGGCAGCCCAGCAGCUUUUGGAGAUCGUGCAAAAUCAAAGAAUACGAGGACAAGAACCAGCAAUCACUGAAGAGACACUUUGUGUGGGCUUAGCCAGGGUUGGAGCAGAGGACCAGAAAAUUGCAGCAGGCACUUUACAGCAAAUGUGUACUGUGGAUUUGGGAGGACCGCUGCAUUCCUUGAUAAUCACAGGAGGCAACCUGCAUCCGCUGGAGGAGGAGAUGCUAAGUCUGUUUUCCAUUCCAGAAAAUAGUUCCGAAUCCCAAAGCAUCAGUGGAGCCUCAAUGUAGAAAUAUUCUAUUGCCUGAUA